Messenger RNA from Lactuca virosa, 483 nucleotides. NCBI's taxonomy places the organism in Eukaryota, Viridiplantae, Streptophyta, Magnoliopsida, Asterales, Asteraceae. The record is from the annotation of a GenBank genome assembly.
AUGGACAUAUACAGUCCAGUGUAUGAGCAGAUGAAGGUUGACAUCCGAAUGAAUGUGAAGACACGAAAUGUUGAAUUGAUGACGAGGCGUGACACCCCAGAUGUUAGUAACCUUCAAAAGUGUGCAGAUUUUGUGCAUGCUUUCAUGCUUGGUUUUGAUGUGAUAGAUGCAGUUGCAUUGCUGCGAAUGGAUGAGCUUUAUGUUGAUUCCUUUGAGAUUAAAGACGUUAAGACCCUUAAAGGAGAGCAUCUGUCUCGUGCCAUUGGAAGGCUGUCUGGUAAAGGAGGUAAAACCAAAUUUGCAAUUGAGAAUUCAACAAAGACUCGGAUUGUUAUUGCAGACACAAAGAUUCACAUAUUGGGAUCCUUUGCCAACAUCAAAGUUGCUAGAGACUCUUUGUGCAGCCUUAUCUUAGGAUCCCCUGCAGGGAAAGUAUAUUCAAAACUUAGAACUGUUACUGCAAGAUUAGCUGAGAGGUUUUGA